This is a messenger RNA of Papaver somniferum (opium poppy), 987 nucleotides long. RefSeq lists its product as uncharacterized. The transcript has 2 exons. Bases 1 to 987 code for a protein of 328 amino acids. The record is from RefSeq and is a predicted model, not a curated record. Lineage: Eukaryota; Viridiplantae; Streptophyta; Magnoliopsida; Ranunculales; Papaveraceae.
AUGACGUUUGCAAAUGUUGAAGAUGCAAACAAAGUUCUAGAAGACGGUCCUUACAUCAUUGAGAUGACUGCUCAACCAUGGACGACUGGUUUUGAUCAGGAAAAACAAAAAGCUUCGUCGACACUUGUUUGGGUUCAAUAUCCAGGCUUGAGGCAAGAAUAUUGGACGGAAAAAAUUCUGAUAGGUAUGUCAGCAACUCUUGGUAAACCUGUCAAAGUUGAUGAACUAACUUUGAAAAAGACGUUUGGUUAUUAUGCAUCAGUUUUAGUUGAGAUCGAUUUUUCAAAACCGAUUGAUAAAACUGUUUACGUUCAAUCAAGUUGGGAUCCUGAGGGUUAUGCACAGGUGGUCGAAAUUCCAAAACAUCCUGGGUUUUGCGAGCACUGCAAGGUUUUAGGUCAUUCUAUUGAUCAAUGUAAAGCUAAAUCACGGGUUGUAGCUGAAAAAAUUGUUGCUACUAAGUCAGGUAAUGUAGCAGAUAAUAAUUUUAGAAACCGUAGAAGAGGUAACAGGAAGAGAGACUUUGUUCCUCCAACAACUGAAGAAGUCAACAACAAUAAUAAAUUGUUACAGGCGAGAAGACAAUCUGUAUUUGAAUUAGCUAAGGGUAAAAAAACUAAAUUCAGUGACAACGGUGCUGAAAAUUUGGGUAACGUAUACACUGGGAAGUUUGAUGUUCUUAAAAAUAUGGACGGAACUGAGGCAGAUAAUGUGAUGGGCGACAACCAAGAAGGUGAGGGUGAAGAAGUGGAAAAUGUUUAUGAUGAGUCAUCUAAAGAUGUAGGGGAUAAACCUAUAACUCCUGAAGUUGAUAUCAGUAGUCAGCAAUCGAGAAUAAUCCCGCCGGUUCUUGGAGCUGAUGGAGUUGUUGUUAAUGAAACCAUACCUGAAACUAUUGUAUCAGAGAGCAGUACCUCAGUCAUCGCCCCUACUACUCAAAACUCAGUAAUAGUAGUUGAUGAUCCCACUAUUAUUGAAAUUAUAUAG